Messenger RNA from Tachysurus vachellii, 1226 nucleotides. RefSeq names its product rhodopsin kinase grk7a-like. Gene Ontology annotation, biological process: signal transduction; protein phosphorylation; regulation of signal transduction. The transcript is spliced from 3 exons. The record is from RefSeq and is a predicted model, not a curated record. NCBI's taxonomy places the organism in Eukaryota, Metazoa, Chordata, Actinopteri, Siluriformes, Bagridae. Bases 83 to 1123 code for a protein of 346 amino acids. Gene Ontology annotation, cellular component: cytoplasm. Gene Ontology annotation, molecular function: rhodopsin kinase activity; ATP binding.
GCAAGUCGCACACGAACACAGAAACUCUGGAGCUCUGGAGAACUGUUUUUGUGGAGAUUUGAGGUGAAGUUAAACAGCCAGCAUGUGUGACAUGAGUGCUCUGGAUAACCUGGUGGCCAACACGGCUUACCUUAAAGCUCAAAGUGGAGACGAGAAGGAGAUGAGGAAAAGACGCCAGAGUCUGGCUCUUCCCAAACCGGGGAACUGUGAGUCUAUCAGGGCGUCCGUGGGGCAGGACUUUGAAUUGCUGUGUGAACUGCAGCCCAUCGGGAAGAAGCUGUUCAGACUUUUUCUGAACAAGACGCAUGAGUACAACAUCACCGCACACUUCCUGGACGAGCUGAACGACUGGGAACUGGCUGAAGGAGCCGCCAAGGACAAAACCUGCACCAACAUCAUCAACCAGUUCUGCAAGGAAGGAUCCACGAGCUUCCUAUCCAUCCUGAGCGGAGAAGCACUGGAGAAGUGCAAAGCUGUGACGGAGAAAGAUUUCAAAGUGGUGAUGAUGGGAAAAGUGAAAGAGGCCGUCAGAGAUUUCCUCAAGGGCAAGCCGUUCACAGAGUACAUGCUGAGCCCGUUCUUCGACAAGUUCCUGCAGUGGAAGGAGUACGAGAAGCAGCCCAUCACUGAAAAGUACUUCUACGAGUUCAGGACACUUGGAAAAGGAGGGUUCGGGGAGGUUUGUGCAGUGCAGGUGAAGAACACGGGUCAGAUGUACGCAUGCAAGAAGCUGUGCAAGAAGCGUCUGAAGAAGAAGCAGGGGGAGAAAAUGGCCCUUCUUGAGAAGAAGAUCCUGGAGAAGGUGAACAGCCCGUUCAUCGUCAGCCUGGCGUACGCCUACGAAACCAAAUCCCACCUGUGCUUGGUGAUGACACUGAUGAAUGGCGGCGACCUGAAAUACCACAUCUACAACAUCGGUGAAAAAGGGCUCGAGAUGAACCGGAUUAUUUACUACACCGCACAGAUCACUACGGGAAUGCUGCACCUACACACCAUGGACAUCGUGUAUCGAGACAUGAAGCCGGAGAACGUUCUCCUGGACAGUCAGGGGCAGUGCAGACUGUCGGACCUCGGCCUCGCCAUCGAGCUUCCUUCUGCAAAAACAACCACUCAGAAGAGGUGACGACCCCCGAGAGCACGAGUGGUUCAAAUCUAUUAAUUUCCCGUGUUUAGAGGCAGGACUCAUCCCUCCACCAUGGCUUCCCAAACCCAAUGGUGCCAAAGAC